CAGGGCUUCCCUGUGAGGUUUCCGAUGUCAGAACUUGUUGAUGGUGGAAGGUUUGCCACUCAAGAGCGCCACCAUUAGUUUUGGCUUAGAGGGACAGUUGCAGUUGCUUGCUUCCCUUGUCCGAGAUCACAUCGCCAAUGUUCUUCUUCCGUCGCCAGAAUGCCAAGCCCGCGCCACGCCCCUCGCGUGCCCCCUCCUUUGCACUGCCCAAGCGGCGUCCGCCUGUCCAGCUGACGCCCUCGCAUCAGCACGACCAGCUGCCCUUCCUGCGGAGAUCCCGCUUCAGUGCCCUGCCCCAUUUCCGGGCCUACGAGGACGAGCCGGAGAACCUGACGCUCUUCAUCGCCAUCCUGUAUGUCGUGGAUCUGUUUGGAAUCUUCCCGUUUGUCACACUGCCCGCUUUGCUGGUGAAGCUGGGCUACUUCGGCGUGCUGCUGGUGCUGUCCAUCAUCUUCCUGCAGAUCUACACCUCCUUCCUGCUCUCCCAGUGCUGGACCAUGGCCGAGCUGCUUGAUCCGUCCAUUCAGCAGAAGCGCAACUAUCCGUAUGCCGCACUGGCGGAGCUGGCCUACGGUCCGUACAUGAGUCUGCUGGUCUCGGUGCUCCUCGACCUCAGCAUCUUCGCCAUGGCGGUGCCCAGUGUGGUCAUGGCCGCCGAAAAUCUGGAGGGCGUCGUGCUGCGCAUGAGCGCUGGCCACUACAACUUCUCCUACUGCUACUGGGCCAUCAUCGUCGGGCUGGUCAUUUGUCCGCUCAUGUGGCUGGGAAGCCCGAAGCACAUGCGCGGUCUGGCCAUCAUAGCAGUUUGUGUGAUGAUCGUUAUUGUGGCGCUGCUGUGGUUCUGCCUCUUUGCAGCGCCAGCGAUUGGAGCCCCCUUCGAUGGCAUUUCCUUGGAACUGCCUGGCUUCCUCACCGUUCUCAACAGCUACAGCAUACUGGCCUUCCAGUUCGACAUCCAUCCCGUCCUGCUGACGCUUCAGAUCGACAUGAAGCACAAAUCGCAGGUGUCGUGGGCUGCCCUCAUCGGAAUCGCCAUAACCUGCAGCGUGGCCAUCUUUGGCUCCAUAAUCGCCGCCUACAAGUUCGGUUCGAUGAUAGCGGACAACCUGCUGCAAUCGUUGCCCACCAGCGUGCCCUUCUAUGUGAUGCUGAUCCUGAUGGCCCUGCAGCUCUGCUUUUCAGUCACGGUGGCCAGCUCGGCCAUGUUCCUCCAGAUCGAGAACUUCUUCAAGCUGCCGGAGUCGCUCUCAUUUAAGCGCAUGCUGAUCCGGUCCUUUGUGCUGGCCUUGGAGGUCCUUGUGGCGGAGUUUGUGCCCAGUUUCGAUGCUCUGAUGGAUGUGGUGGGUGGUACCAUAACCGGACCGCUGGUUUUUAUCCUGCCACCUCUGUUGUACCGUCGCAUACGGCGGAUGGAGCGAGUGCAUCAGAGGAUUGCGGCGGAGGCCAGUUACGGUAGUUUGCCGCUGGAUUUGAAUUAUGACCCCGUUGACCUGGAGAUGGAACCACUGCUGGCGACCUCGCCACCAAUUUCCCCUCGCGGCUGCUGGCUGAGAUUGGUGAGAGUCCUUCAGCGCUUGGAAUGCGAUGUUUCCUGCACCAUGGCAGUGCUCAUCUUUGGCCUGCUGGCCACCUUCCUGUCCACCUACCUGAAUAUAUUCAACCUAUCCGAUCUGUUCACCAACAACUCGCCGUGCCUGAGCAAUCUGACCAAGCACUUUUGAGUAUUAGAGACUCAAAAACUCAUCCAAGUUUGAUUACCGUCCUUCAGUGCAGGGUUC
Drosophila elegans is the source of this 1778-nucleotide messenger RNA. RefSeq lists its product as uncharacterized. Bases 138 to 1721 code for a protein of 527 amino acids. The transcript has 5 exons. The record is from RefSeq and is a predicted model, not a curated record. Lineage: Eukaryota; Metazoa; Arthropoda; Insecta; Diptera; Drosophilidae.